Molecule: messenger RNA, 3294 nt
Organism: Coffea arabica (coffee)
Lineage: Eukaryota; Viridiplantae; Streptophyta; Magnoliopsida; Gentianales; Rubiaceae
Product: translocase of chloroplast 90, chloroplastic-like
Biological process (GO): protein targeting to chloroplast
Cellular component (GO): chloroplast outer membrane
Molecular function (GO): GTP binding; GTPase activity
Source: RefSeq, a predicted model, not a curated record
GUCCUAUAAUUGAAUUUUUUUCUUUCAAAUAUUAUUGAUUCUGAUAUUACAAGGCGGAGAUUGAAAACGUAAGGUCGUUUUGUUGCUGUUUUUGUUUUUUAGCUCUUAUCCUUUCAAAAAACCCCCAAAUUUAUCCCCUUUCAUUCUACUCUUGUCUCUUCUCAAGCACGAAUCAUUUGAUUGGAAAUCCGAAGUUCACAACUGAUGAAUUCAAGGUUAUAUAUUUCAAAGGGGGUUUCUUUUCUGUUCAAAGUGACAGUCUUCUCCGGCGGCCUUGAUUUAAAUUUCCAGAUAAACUGAGUUUUUGACAAAGAAUAUACGAAAAAUCGGGAAAAUUCCGGGCGGAGAACAGGUGGGUUUUUUUAUUUAUGCCUGAUUCUGAAUGCUAAUCUGAAGCUCUGAAUCUUGGAGGAUAGCUGGCGAUUAACUUCCAAUCAGGAAUUAUGAUGAGCGUCAAGGAUUGGGUUUUAUCUCAGCUACUAUCCAACUCAUUAGCCACAUCUAGGCCACUGUCUGCAAAUGACAGCCUUUUAUCUGAGGGACAUCUGGAUGAAGAGUUUCGCAGCGAAGCUCACACUUCAAUUAGAGUCCCUGUUUCUACCGGUUCAUAUCACCAUUCGGGAUAUAAUCAGGAGAAUCCAAAUGAUGCCCCUUACGCUUCUGGUGAUAGCCAGGAAGAUCAGGAUAAUUUCAGUUCACGGCAAAUUGAAGGUCGUGAUUCUAUACAGUCUGAUUGUACAGUUGAUGUGAAGAAGUUAGACCCGGUGGGGAAGAUUGAGUGUCUUCAAAUUAAGUUCUUGCGUCUUCUUAGGCGAUUUGGCUUUUCACAAGAUAACCUUUUGGUGUCAAAGGUCUUAUACCGGCUUCAGCUUGCAAUGUUGAUACGAGCAGGGGAAUCAGAUCUUAGAAGGGUGAAUAUAAGAAUUGAUAGGGCUCAGGAAAUUGCAGCAGAAAGAGAGGUAUCUGGACUUCCUAAACUGGAUUUCUCCAUCAAAAUACUUGUGCUGGGCAAAAGUGGUGUUGGGAAGAGCUCAACCAUAAAUUCCGUAUUGAAUCAAAUGAAGGCACCGACUAAUGCUUUUCAGCCUGCUACUGAUCACAUUCAGGAGAUUGUGGGAACUGUGAAUGGUAUUAGAAUUUCCUUCAUUGACACUCCUGGCCUUUUGCCUUCAUCACCAAGUUCCUUCAGAAAAAACCGGAAAAUUUUACACUCUGUGAAGCAAUUUGUGAGAAAAUCUCCUCCAGACAUCAUAUUGUAUUUUGAACGCUUAGACUUGAUCAACAUGGGUUAUAGCGAUUUCCCAUUGCUGAAGCUUGUAACUGAAGUCUUUAAUCCAGCAAUAUGGUUUAACACCAUUCUCGUCAUGACUCAUGCUUCCUCAUCGCUUCCUGAAGGUCCCAAUGGUUAUCCUAUCAGCUAUGGUUCUUUCAUCAGUCACUGCACAGAUUUGGUACAACACUAUAUUCACCAGGCCGUGUCGGAUACGAAACUUGAGAAUCCUGUACUUUUGGUGGACAAUCAUCCUCAUUGCAGGACUGAUAGCAAGGGAGAGAAAAUUCUUCCAAAUGGACAAGUGUGGAAGUAUCAAUUUUUUUUAUUGUGCUUAUGUACCAAAGUUUUGGGUGAUGUGAAUAACCUCUUGGACUUUAGAGACAGCAUACAACUAGGACCAUUUAGUAGUAAUCGACUUCCUUCUCUUCCUCAUCUUCUUUCUUCUUUUCUUAAGCAUCAUACUGAACUGAAGCUGAAUGAAUCAGAUAACAAAAUUGAUGAGGUUCUUCUUUCAGACUUUGAAGAAGAUGAUGGUUAUGAUCAGUUACCUCCAAUUCGUAUUUUAACGAAAGCACAAUUUGAGAAAUUGAAAAGCUCUCAGAAGAAGCAAUAUCUGGAUGAGUUGGAUUACAGGGAGACCCUCUAUUUGAGAAAACAGCUGCUAGAAGAAUCUCGAAGAAUAAGGGAAAAACUUUCCAAUAGUCAGGGUUUGGCUGCUGAGAACCAUUCCAACGAUCAGGAGGUUGCGCCUGAGCCUGUUCUCUUGCCAGAUAUGUCUGUUCCUCCUAGUUUUGAUUCUGAUUGUCCAGUCCAUCGGUAUCGCUGCCUGCUGACAAGUGAUCAGUGGCUUGCAAGACCAGUACUCGAUCCUCAUGGAUGGGAUCGUGACGUGGGUUUUGAUGGAAUCAACCUUGAGACAUCUGCAGAAAUAAGAAAGAAUGUCUUUACUCGCGUCACUGGACAAAUGAGCAAGGACAAGCAAGAUUUUAGUAUUCAAUCUGAAUGUGCUGUGGGUUAUUUGGAUCCUGAGGGAAAGACAUACAGUGUAGCUCUUGAUGUUCAAUCCGGUGGAAAAGAAUUAAUGUGCACGGUUCACGGUAACAUAAAGCUGAGGAAUUUUAAGUACAAUCUUACUGAUUGUGGUGUUUGUGUGACUUCUUUUGGAAACAAGUAUUUCUUGGGUGCUAAGGUUGAAGAUAGCAUCGUAGUUGGAAAGAGGAUGAAGUUGUCAAUGAGUGCUGGUCAGAUGGGUAGUGGUGGUCAAGUUGCUUAUGGUGGGAGCUUUGGAGCUACUUUGAGAGGUAGAGACUACCCGGUCAGAAAUGAUAAGGUCGGUGUCUCAAUGACAGUUCUUUCUUUGGACAGGGAGACAGUAUUGGGUUUGAAUUUAGAGUCUGACUUCAGAUUGAGUCGUAGUACCAAAAUGUGUGUGAAUGGAAAUAUAAAUAGUCGGAAAAUGGGGCAGCUCUGUGUAAAGACCAGUAGCUCGGAACGCAUGGAAAUAGCUUUAAUUGCAGCAAUCUCAAUUUUUAGAGUUCUGCUGCGCAGAAAGCCCCAUGAUGACUAAACAGACCACCGAGGUAAUACAUUGUCUCUUUAUAGCUGGCCUUCUUAAUUGAGGGAAUUUUUUGUGGUAGAGGCUUUUAUUCAGUAGGAUAAAUGCCAAAAAAGAGGGUUUUUUUUUUUAAAUGUUUUUUUUUUUUUUGGGUUUUUGGGGGUGGGGUGAAGAGGAUAAAUUUAGUUUAGUUGAUCAAUGGGCCUAUCUUGAGUUUUUAAGAUGUAAUACUAGAUGCCUCAACACCAUGAUCCUCCGGGGUUCCGGUUUGGAUGGCAGCAAGGCUUUGAACUGUUCUCAAUGUGUAUCGUAGGACCUUGGCAGUAACAUCUAGUGAGCGAAGUUUAACAAGUGUAUAGGAAAUCCCAGCAGCAGGCGCAGACAAGACAUGCUUGGAAUUUUUUCAUAGUUAGAGGGAAAAUAAACGAAGUUUUUUUUUUGGUUGUUGCAAUGCUCGUGUAUUUGU